This is a messenger RNA of Onychostoma macrolepis, 2347 nucleotides long. RefSeq names its product NIM1 serine/threonine protein kinase a (gene nim1ka). The transcript is spliced from 6 exons. The coding region runs from base 777 to 2099 and encodes 440 amino acids. Gene Ontology annotation, molecular function: ATP binding; tau-protein kinase activity; protein serine/threonine kinase activity. Gene Ontology annotation, cellular component: cytoplasm. Lineage: Eukaryota; Metazoa; Chordata; Actinopteri; Cypriniformes; Cyprinidae. The record is from RefSeq and is a predicted model, not a curated record. Gene Ontology annotation, biological process: intracellular signal transduction; microtubule cytoskeleton organization; protein phosphorylation.
UCACAUUCAGGCCAAUGACACGUACCGAGUUUAAACAAACUGAAUGAUCCUGCAACUAAUACGCACGAUAAUUCAACGAGGCAACGCUUAAAACAGGAGGGCUUUGUGUAGCCGUGGCUGUGAGUGUGAACACAGAAGCGGCUUCUGAAAUCGCAUACUGAAUAAACGGGAAUCCUUUAGUUUAGUCCCUACUGUUUAAAUUGGAGACUUAAGGGCCACUAAAAAAGGCACGGAUUAGGAUCUGUGUACACGCUAAUCCCAGAAAGAAGACUGUAGAGUGAGUCUGAACCACCAAAGAUACACAUCAAGGUGAACAAAUGAGAGGGAGUGGCUGUUUUCCAUGUGGGACCCCAUUUCUGAAUGAACCACCAGGUAAAGAUGUUAAAUGAGAGAAGCCAGGGCCACCGAGAGUAACGUGGAGCCUUGUUACAGCAGCCAGGCAACAAUCACAGCCCUCAUCGUUCUCAACGCUGAUCCGCGGUCUAUUUUUAUCGCUGAGACAACGCACCAAUUAAUUCGGGCAUAUCUGAUGAUGUUCAGGGAGAUGCAGGACUGAGGGGAAGGAACAGCACUGUGCACCGGGCCACUUGGGUGAAGCAGACGACCCUAAACAUCUACUCCUUUAUACUUUGAUAUGUGUGUAAGCUUGGGUUGAGAUGUGGCGAUAAUGAGCUAAUUUUGGAAAUUAACGCAGACGUGCAGGACAACAUGUGAAGGUGGUGCCUUAGUUCCAGGUCUCCUGCCAUGAGCUAAGCCCCCCAGUGGCCUGUGGCAGGAUGACUGCUGUGUACCCGGCUGGGGGGGGCUCUGUCGGGGUCUCAGAAGUGGCUACGGGUCCCCAGCGUUAUGCCCGAUGGAGCCGACAAGACAGCUCCGACAUCUGCACGGACGACGAGGGGACCCAGCCACGCCGCCUCACCCCUCUGGAGAAGCUCAAUCUGGACAUGUGUCAAGAUGAGAAGAUGGUGAGAGAGCUCACCGUGGGCCGCCGCAUCGGCUUCUACAAGAUACGUGGCGAGAUCGGCUGUGGAAACUUUUCCCAUGUCAAGCUGGGCAUCCACGCUCUGACGAAAGACAAAGUAGCCAUCAAGAUCUUGGACAAAACCAAGCUUGAUCAGAAGACGCAAAGGCUGCUGUCCCGGGAGAUAUCAAGCAUGGAAAAGCUGCACCAUCCAAAUAUCAUCCGUCUGUAUGAGGUGGUGGAGACGCUGACCCGUCUACACCUGGUCAUGGAGUACGCAAGCGGAGGAGAGCUCUACACGAAGAUCAGCACUGAGGGGAAGCUCUCUGACAUCGAUAGCAAGAUUGUCUUCUCUCAGGUUCUCUCAGCUGUGAGGCAUAUGCAUGACAAUAACAUCAUUCACAGAGACCUGAAAGCAGAGAAUGUUUUUUACACCUGUAGCACCUGCGUUAAAGUGGGAGACUUUGGCUUCAGCACCGUCAGCCGCCGUGAUGAGACCCUCAACACCUUCUGUGGUUCUCCCCCUUACGCUGCUCCUGAGCUCUUCAGGGACGAGCACUACAUAGGUGCUUGCGUAGACAUCUGGGCCCUGGGGGUCAUGCUCUUCUUCAUGGUGACCGGCACCAUGCCCUUCCGUGCGGAAACGGUGGCCAAGCUGAAGCGCUGCAUCCUGGAUGGGACGUACACAGUGCCUACUUGGGUCCCGGAACCUUGCCAGAAACUGAUCCGCGGCAUCCUGCAACCUCAGCCGUCUGACCGCUACACCGUAGAGCAGAUGAUGGGCUGUGAGUGGCUGCUGCCAGUGGAGUUUCCCAAGGCCAUGGAGCCCUUCAAACUGGACCCGCUCCAUCUGGCUGAGUCUAAGCCAGGGGAGCUUGAAGAGCAUGAGAUAGAGGUGAGGAACGCCCUGGAGGCUCUUGGCAUCACCGCAGACCACAUUCGUAACAACCAGGGCAAAGACUGCAGGAGCUCCAUCACUGGAGUCUAUCGAAUCCUCUUACACCGCGCACAUAAACGACAAGCAGUGGAGAGCAUGCCAGUAGUUACUCACGUAGUGAACGGAACCGAAGCUAAAAAGGACCGUCUGAAGAUAUACAGGAGCCUUAGGCAUACGUCUAAACUCUGCAUCAUUCUGUGAUGCUCAGAAAACGAAUAAAUAAUAAUGGACAGCUCACAGGAGCCUUAGUUCAGCUAGUUAUAUUUGAUAUACCUCUUUUGUUAUCUUUUUUCAAUUGAAAAUGAGAUCAGUGAAUGCCUUUAAUAAAGUAGUCUUUAUGAAUAAAUGGAAAAUAUGAACGUUUGCAAGUGAGUGAGUGUAAGACUUUUGUCUUAAUGUCAUGGAUGUCAUGUCAUAAAUGUAUUCAAUAAAUGUAAUAAAGUGCUUUG